Molecule: messenger RNA, 1149 nt
Organism: Salvia splendens (bonfire salvia)
Lineage: Eukaryota; Viridiplantae; Streptophyta; Magnoliopsida; Lamiales; Lamiaceae
Product: OVARIAN TUMOR DOMAIN-containing deubiquitinating enzyme 12
Exons: 10
Coding region: 303-989 (228 amino acids)
Biological process (GO): protein deubiquitination
Molecular function (GO): cysteine-type deubiquitinase activity
Source: RefSeq, a predicted model, not a curated record
UAGUCAGCUGCGAAAGCAAAACGGAUGUGACGCGUAGCGUAGGCGCAGCGGAGGAGAGAGCUUCCAAAUUUCAAAUCAAAAUCAAUCCUCUUUCGCAGCUGAACCCGCCAGCGAUCAUCUGUAGAUUUGCAAUUUCUCAGGACGUUAAAGCAUCGAUUGAUUACCGACACCUGCAUUUGCAAAUGGAUUUGACUAUUUCCGAUUAUUCGCAAAUUCGAUUUCAUCACGUUGUCUUUUCUCCCGAUGCAUGACUAGCCUGCUAUUUUAGUUUAGCUACGAAAAAAAUCUACUAUACUCCACCAAUGAGAAAUGGAACAACUUAUAGCGAUGGUGCUUCAACUUCAACUUCAACUUCUUUAAGCAGUCAGCAAGAUGUGGAGGAUGAUAGGAUGAUUGCUGUCGUUCUUUCUGAAGAAUAUGCAAAAUUAGAUGGUGCAGUUGGUCGACGGCUGACCAAUCUUGCCCCUGUUCCUCAUGUUCCAAGAAUAAUUUUGCACUUUCCUUCAACAAGUGAUUCAAAUUUGGAUUACCAACGGCUCCUUCAGAGGAUAAAUGUCUAUGGUUUAUACGAAGUAAGGGUUUCUGGAGACGGGAAUUGUCAGUUCCGUGCACUUUCAGAUCAGAUUUAUAGAUCUCCUGAGCACCACAAGCAUGUGCGCAAAGAGGUUGUGAAACAGCUUAAAGAUAACUAUGCUCUCUAUGAAGCUUAUGUACCUAUGAACUUCAAACGCUAUUACAAGAAAAUGGCUAAGUCUGGUGAAUGGGGAGACCAUGUUACACUACAAGCAGCAGCUGAUAAAUUUGCAGCAAAGAUCUGUUUAUUAACAUCAUUCAGAGAUACUUGCUUCAUCGAAAUUGUUCCACAGCAUCAGGCCCCUGCACGAGAGCUUUGGCUGAGCUUUUGGUCCGAGGUGCAUUACAAUUCACUCUAUGAACUACGAGAUGCUCCGCCGCAGCUCAAGCCGAAGAAGAAACACUGGUUCUUCUAACUGUAAGUGGUGUAUGCACAUUGAAGAUUGCAGAGGAAUUCCCAAAUCGCUGUAAAUUUGUAUGGUUGGAUUUCUUUUCCGUUUUAUUUCCUCCUAUACCAAUACUAUGAGCCCAUUGGUAUUAUUAUUUUAUAAAAAUUUAUUUAUAAUUGUAUGACUA